Molecule: messenger RNA, 1314 nt
Organism: Chondrus crispus (carragheen)
Lineage: Eukaryota; Rhodophyta; Florideophyceae; Gigartinales; Gigartinaceae
Exons: 1
Coding region: 1-1314 (437 amino acids)
Biological process (GO): NAD+ biosynthetic process
Cellular component (GO): cytoplasm
Molecular function (GO): pyridoxal phosphate binding; kynureninase activity
Source: RefSeq, a predicted model, not a curated record
AUGCUAGUUGACCAUGGAAGACAUGACUCUUCUACCCCUUCACCAGACUCAACUCGUCUUGAUAUUGCGGACCCUCUCCGCUCUAUCCGCACCCUUUUUUCUAUACCUGCUCCCGUUUAUCUCUGUGGCAACUCCCUGGGGCCUCAACCGCUCUCGGUUCGCACCGCACUACAAACCCAUCUUGACAAAUGGGCAUCCCUCGGCGUCGCAGGCCAUUUCACUACCCCCGACCCAUGGGCAGACAUUGAAGUUGCAGCUGCCGCUGCAGUCGCUCCGAUAGUUGGGGCUAAACCAGGAGAAGUAGCCAUCAUGAAUUCCCUUACUGUUAACUUGCAUCUCAUGUUGACUGCCUUCUACAGACCACACGGCGAUAGAAAAUGCAUAAUAAUUGAGGAUGGUGCCUUCUCCACCGACGAGUAUGCUCUACAGACUCACAUCACCGCGCGCGGACUGGAUCCCGCCAGCGUCAUAGUCCGUCUACAACCGCGCACCGGUGAACGCUUACUGCGUGAUCAAGAUAUUCUCUCUACCAUAUCAGACUUGAGCGCAGCUUCCCGUCUCGCCCUCGUCUUACUCCCCGGUGUUCAAUACUACACAGGUCAACUCUUUCCGUUGGCAGAAGCAUGCAGAGUCGCACGCGAGGCCGGCGUGCCAAUUGGCUUUGACCUUGCCCAUGCUGUGGGCAACAUUCCGCUUUCGUUGCACAAAUGGGGGGCUAAUUUCGCCGUAUGGUGCUCGUACAAGUACCUCAAUGCCGGCCCUGGCGCCGUCGGAGGGGUCUUCAUACACGAAAAGCAUGCAGCGGAAGAUUUACCCAGACAUGCGGGAUGGUGGGGCCAUGACCGAACCUCCCGUUUCUUGAUGCCCAGAGACUUCAUCCCUCAAAGAGGCGCCCCAGGAUUUCAGUUGUCCAACCCACCUGUCUUCGCAAUCGUGCCUGUCAUCGAGGCGGCCCGCGUUUUUGAAAGGGCAGGCGGUAUGGAAGCUGUUCGGAGAAAGAGUGUCAAGCUGACAGCGUUUCUUGAGCGCUUGAUCGAAAAGAAAUUAGGGGGGGCUGUGGAAAUCGUUUCCCCGAGGGAUGAGCAUAGAAGGGGGGCACAGUUGAGUUUGGCCGUGGAGAGAGUUAGGAGAUGGGAAGGUGGAGAUAUGCAUGCGUUUAAUGCUCGUUUGGAAAAACGAGGUGUCGUUUGCGACGUCCGCGAGCCCGACGUCUUGCGAGUAGCUCCGGCGCCGUUAUACAAUUCGUUUGCCGACGUAGAGCUAUUCGUCGACGUUUUGGCGCACGCUCUUGGGGAAUUACCACCAUGCAAGUGA